CUUCCUCGUGUCAGUAUCUUAUGGCACCCUUUAACGAAAUGGAUGACCAUCGUACACCGCUUUCUACCCGGCGACUCAUAUUGGUCAUGCUCGUAAUCGGUUCAGCUUUUUAUUGCGUUUACACCCUUUGGGUAAACCAACACUACCCUGAUUAUCAAUCGUCGUGGAUGGCCAACGAUCAAAGUAAACCAUUCAACUAUACUUGGAAGAUAAAACCAUGGACUUUUGAGUACACUACACUCACGUUGGACCCGAGGCUUCCGACUCCACCGGGUGAUCUAGGCGUACCACUCCCGAAAAACUACAGUGACGACCGAAUCAAUAAGCUCAUCGAUGACGGGAUGAGAACGCAAGGCUUCAAUCAGUACAACUCCGACAUGAUAUCAGUUCGAAGAAGAUUACCCGAUUUGCGACAUCGAUGGUGUGAAGCGAAGCAAGAGCUGCUAUCUGAUCUACCUUCCACUUCGGUGGUGAUAGUGUUUUACAACGAGGCAUGGUCGGUGUUGGUGCGGACGGUUCACUCUGUGUUGGAUCGAUCACCCCCGUCGUUAGUUCAGGAAAUUAUUUUAGUUGAUGAUUGUUCCUAUUUACCACAUACGAAAACUCAACUAGACGAUUACUUCCGGCCGUACCCAAAGAUUCGGAUCUUGCGUUCAUCCGAACGGCUUGGAUUGAUGCGCGCCCGUCUGCUGGGAGCGCGGAAUGCAUCAGCGGAAACGGUAACUCAUCUGGAUGCGCAUGUCGAGGUGAACAUUGGUUGGUUGGAAGCUCUGAUGGAUCGAAUCGCUCGGAAUCCGUCAACAAUCGCCAUUCCAAUGAUGGACUGGAUCGAGCCACUGAUUUUCAGUGUUACGUCUCAAAACAGUCUGGGUCUUUAUGGUGGUUACGAUUGGGAUCUAGAUUUCGCUUGGAAGCCAAGAAGUGGAAGAUUCGUUCAACCAGAAAAUCCGUUUGAACCAUUCGAAACUCCAGCGAUGGUUGGUGGAUUAUUUUCGAUUCGCAAAGAUUUUUUUGCCAAACUGGGUUGGUACGACGAAGGUUUUAAAGUAUACGGAAUCGAGAAUAUCGAACUAUCGAUGAAAAGUUGGAUGUGUGGAGGUCGGAUGGAGAUCGUUCCGUGUUCACGCGUAGGACACGUAGCAAAGUAUGGACACCCGUACCUAAGAGAGGAGAAGACUAAUGUGGUUCGGGACAACUCGUUGCGAUUGGCGGAGGUAUGGAUGGAUGAGUACAAGCAGAUUGUGUUUGAUAAUUACGGAGUCCCGGGGUAUAACGAAACCGAAUUGGGAGAAGUUGCCGACAGGAAAAAAUUACGAAAUGACUUACAGUGUUCUUCGUUCAAAGAUUAUAUUCGGAACGUGUAUCCUGAGUUGAAACUACCACUCGAAGGAAGAUUUCAUGGUGAGAUGAAAAACAAAGCUCUUGGAAAUAACACUUGUAUGGAGUUCGAUCGAGCCAGGUUGAAGCUUCAAAUGACUGUCUGCGACCAUCGAAGACAGGGUCAGUAUUGGGCCUACAAUAAUUACUACGAAAUCAACAGCUACGGCUCCUGUUUGGACUUUACUGGUUACUUAUUGGGGAUGUACAAUUGUCACAAAUCGUAUGGAAACCAAAAGUUUGAGUAUCUACCGAACACUGGACAGAUUAUGAGUGCAACUCAUGGCCAGUGCCUAGCGCUCAGUUAUGGAGGUAAUCAAAGCAUACCAAUCAUGGAGCCAUGUAACGCGACAUCAAUCUUUCAAAUCUGGUACACAGAACCGAACGACGUCGAUUUGGAUCCAUUUGGAAAGAAAGAUUAAGGACUGAGGACAGUACCGUAAAGUGGUAGGUUUUUUGCUAUUUUCCCGUUUCAAAUUAAAUUUUCUUGGAAACGGUGCAGAAUAUGGAAAAACCCACCUGACAAUGUCUUCGAAAUUUAGUUGAGAAUAUUCUGUGGAAUUUUCAGAAUGAUUAAUUGAAUUUAGCGGUCGUGUUGUAUUUUUUUCUGACUGAAGAACUGCUGAAAAUUGGAACGCUCGGAAAUGCAUACCUCGACUUUGAAGGCUUGUAUCAUAAAUCUACCGUGACAAUGUCUAGAUAAUUUAGUUUAGAUGCGAUUAGUACAUUAAAACAUAUAUGUUAUCGCGAUAAAAAUAAAGUCUUAUAUUUUUCUGUGAAACGAAGUCAGUUUCAAUGCAUCCACCAUUAGCGUUAGCGUUCUGAAAAAGGAGAGAGAAAUAAAAUUGGCUCCACAAGCCUCCAAACA
This is a messenger RNA of Malaya genurostris, 2245 nucleotides long. RefSeq names its product putative polypeptide N-acetylgalactosaminyltransferase 9. The transcript is spliced from 3 exons. The record is from RefSeq and is a predicted model, not a curated record. Gene Ontology annotation, cellular component: Golgi apparatus. NCBI's taxonomy places the organism in Eukaryota, Metazoa, Arthropoda, Insecta, Diptera, Culicidae. Bases 21 to 1799 code for a protein of 592 amino acids.